Molecule: messenger RNA, 841 nt
Organism: Aegilops tauschii subsp. strangulata
Lineage: Eukaryota; Viridiplantae; Streptophyta; Magnoliopsida; Poales; Poaceae
Source: RefSeq, a predicted model, not a curated record
ACAAGGUUGUGAAUGAAGGGGAUGCAAUCCUGUUGCUUUAGUGCUUCCCGUCGUGAAGGAGGUCACUGCACAUGAAGGGGAGGGUGGCUACGAAGGACAGAGCAGUCAUGUAGAAGGAGGAAAUGCUUAUGGUUACGACCAAGGACAGAGCAGUCAGGUAGAAGGAGGAAAUGCUUAUGGUUAUGAACCAGGGCAGAGUAGUCAGGUAGAAGGAGCAAAUGCCGAUGGUGAUUACAAUGGCGAGGUGGACGCUGACGAGGUAGAUGGGCACAUGCAGAACCAGAUGGAAGAAGAAGACACCGAUGUUGAAAGGGGUCAUGCCGAUGAUUCUGACGAGUCAGAUGAAGAAGAAAAUGCAGAGGAGGUCCCGAAUCCUGCAUGGUGGAAUCAUGACUUAUCAUCUGCAAUGACCGUGAAUGAUGGACAUGAUUCAGCCUGGCAAUAUCACCAGAACAAUAUUGCGACGGGUGCUAUGUAUCCGAACAAGCAAGCCUUGAAGGAUGCAAUAAUUAAUUGGGCAAUGUCCACGCAAAGGGUUUUCAAAGCUGAGGUGUCCAGUCAGAAAUUCCUCACAAUGGUAUGCAAGAAUGCAGAUUGUCCCGCAAGGGUGCACGGCUUUCUCCCUAAGUAUGGCACAAGUUGGGUGAUAAGUGACUUAGUUAAUCACACUUGUCUUAUUCCCUGCAUCCCUCAAGAUCAUGCCAACCUUUCAUCCACGCUUAUUGCUCGACUGUUUUACGAUGAGAUAGUGCAAGGCAAAGCUAUGGAAUGUCGGGAUUGUGGUUGCUGAAUGGGGACAUUGAUAAGGGUCAUCGUGGUGCGAUAUGGUAUGAGCGCAAGC